UUUGCAAUGAUUGAUAAUUGUUUGGAGGGGGAAGGGUGGUAUGGUUCAGAAAAGAUAAAGAGUUUAUCGUUUGUUGGAUUUGUCAAAGCUGUUAUCGAAAUUAAUUUAUUAUUUGAGAUUUAACAUCAGUCGAUCAUUUAUAGCAGUGACUUAACUGGAUUGUCUUGCAGUGGAGUCAAUAGUCACAUAAACGAGUAUCGUAAGUAAAUAAUUCCUUUUUCUCAAACUUAUUUCAAAAUUUUAAUUUUCUCAGAAUGAGUUUCUCCAUAAACAUUUCAUAAGAAGUUAAUAUUCAGAGUCGGGUAGGCUACAGUAACUAUAUCACAGUAAUAAUAAAUGUGAUAGUUAAUAGUUAGAUGUGACAGUAAUAGUUAAUGUAGGGUAGGCCUGUAUAAAUUAUUUAUCUUUAGAAGAAGUAGAAUGACUUCGUACAAAGUAUCACCUAUCACAUGCCCUCUGCAUUUGGCCAAGGGACCCCACUGGGAUGCCAACACUCAGACUCUCUACUGUGUCGACAUAUUCAAGGGAACCGUUCACAGCUAUAAACCAUCCACCUGUCAGUUUUCCACUGCUACAGUUGGCGAUGGCAAGAGUGAAAUGGCAGUGAUUGUACCAGUGACAGGCGAGAAAGACAAGUUCCUGGUUAGUAUGAAGAAUGAUGUGGCCACCAUCAGCUGGGACGGAGUCAGCGAUAAAACAUCCAAACCUGAGAUUGUGGCCUCGGCCGAACCAGCCGACAACCACAACAGACUCAAUAACGGAAAAGUAGAUCCUUGUGGCCGAUUAUGGGCUGGUACAACCGGUAGAAGGUUACACCCAACUGAAUUGGAAUUCGAAGAAGACGUGGGAUCACUGUACUGCUUUGAAAAAUGUGGAAAAGUUUCAAAGAAGUUGGACAAUAUCACAAUUUCGAACGGUCUGGAAUGGAGUGAGGACUGCAAGAAAUUCUUCUAUGUUGACUCCUACAGAUACAAUGUGAUGGCCUACGAUUAUGACAAUGCUACUGGAAAUAUAUGUAAUGGGAAGGAGAUCUUCAAGACAAAAGAGAACUGUGUACCUGGACUUUUGGAUGCAAUGACCAUCGAUACCGCGGGCCGCUUGUACAUCGCCAACUAUGUUGGAGCCCAAGUGGUUGUAAUCGACAGCCACACGGGCAAACUGGUGCAGAAGAUCCCGAUCCCCGCCGAGGAGGUGACGUCAUGUGCGUUUGGAGGACCCAACCUCGACAUCCUCUACGUGACCACUGGCAACACCAACCCCAGUGCCAAGCACCCCAUCGCCGGCAGGAUAUUCCAGGUCACCGGGCUGGGAGCCACCGGAUAUGCCGGCCGCUCUGUUGUCUUGUAACAAACUUUCAUUCAUCCUUACUCCAAUUUCAAAUUCCUCUUCUUUCACCCAAAGACUAAUUCAAAAUUCCUUUGUAUUCAAAUUAUUUACAAUUUCAAAUUCCUCUUCAUUUACCCAUAUAGGUACUCAUUUGGGAUUUCCAUGUAUUUCAAUUAUUUACAAUAUCACUUACAAUUAAUUUCAACCAUCGAGAAAAACAGUAUAAGCUCUCUAUGCAACCAUUUUUACACUAUUAUAUUGCUCAAUGUCAGUUCAUAUUGUUCAUAAAUCAACUUCCCCUUAGAACUCAUUAUAAAUCCCUUUGUAGCCUAUUUUCAUUUCAUCUAUAGGCCUACAUAAAAUUCUACAAGUCUCUCUCAACCCUCAAACUCUUCAAUUUUCAAUAAUUUUAUCAAAAUUCUCUAACACAUGAUCAAUCUAUUUGAAGAAUUCCAUUGUCAAAUGGUAAUAUUGGUUAUUGGUCUUCAAAGUCUAUGAAUAAAUAAGCCGUUUUUCAGUGAAAUCUAAGAAUUAUUAUUUAAGAGAUAAUGAAAAUAAUUAUUGUUGAUAAAUUAUUAUUGUUGUUUUCAUCAGUUUGAUUACUCACAUUUAAUUUAUUGCAUGUAACCUCCUUUACGAGAGUUCACAACCAUACAAUUCAUCAAACAUAUAUCGGCCUACUGGUAUAUAUUUUUCAACUGAGACUAUGAUUCCUCUCAUUUCUAUCUAUGAUAGACUAUUCAAUCAGUCAGUAUUUUCUACAAAAUAUCUCUUGUUCAAUAUUAUUCAAUCUAUGAGAGAGAUUAAUAUUGUAAAGAUUCCUGUCUCCAUUUCUCCAUUACCUAGUUACCGUCCACACUAUAUUCAAGAGAUUAAUUCAUAAUUUCAUAUGAAAAAUUAUUGCAAAAAUAUAUCUUUAGUAGGUACUCAUAAUAAUUGAAGAAAUAUAUUUUUUAUGACUAAA
Molecule: messenger RNA, 2290 nt
Organism: Nilaparvata lugens (brown planthopper)
Lineage: Eukaryota; Metazoa; Arthropoda; Insecta; Hemiptera; Delphacidae
Product: regucalcin
Exons: 6
Coding region: 421-1347 (308 amino acids)
Biological process (GO): L-ascorbic acid biosynthetic process
Molecular function (GO): calcium ion binding; gluconolactonase activity
Source: RefSeq, a predicted model, not a curated record